CAAGCACCAGAAUGGAAAACAAAACCAUAACCAUAGCUGAAAUAUUAGCUAAACCAAGAAAUCGUCAACAGGUUAAUAUCAAAGUCAAAAUUCAAGACAUCCGAGACAACACCACCCGUUGGCUUCAACACGAAUGCCGGGAGAUACAGAUGUCUACCUACUCCGUCGCCGACAGCACUGCCAGUAUCCUGCUAACUACGUGGAACAACAUGGACCUCAGUAUAAACAGCUGGUACACCCUCUCACCUGUCACUGUUAAGGACUAUAACAACACCAUCACUGUCAGCACAUCACCAUCCACCACAGCAGAGACCAUCAAUCGACCCCCCAGACAUGGUGUAGCUGCACCAGUAAUGGACAACUCAGAAGAAGUCACUGGACUCAUCAUUGGAGCCAUGACUACAUCAACCAUCACCUGUCCCAAAAGGCACCCUCUUCCCAACUUUCCUCCUGGUGCACCUUUCCACAUGUGCCCUACAUGUAACCAACAUUAUAUUACACCAAAGCUCCGGCACCAAUGGAAUGUUACCCUCACAUUGGCGCUAAAUGACACCACUACAAGAGAAUUGAAGAUGGAUCAUACAGUCGUCCUAAACACGGCACCGAAGCACAUCUACCUGGACACAGACCCAAUCACAGUCACUGCACAUUUCCUGUCCAUAGGCUUAGUAACUGUGCAUGUCAAAGAUGAUGCUGUUUCAACACUACACCCCUGCACAGCUUCUGCAUCUGUUCAAGAAGAUACAGACAUCGCUGAUGAGACCCUCUUGACUUUUUUGGAUGAAACGCCUUCUACCAGUGACGUGUAA
This is a messenger RNA of Osmerus eperlanus (European smelt), 809 nucleotides long. RefSeq lists its product as uncharacterized. Bases 12 to 809 code for a protein of 265 amino acids. The record is from RefSeq and is a predicted model, not a curated record. The transcript has 2 exons. NCBI's taxonomy places the organism in Eukaryota, Metazoa, Chordata, Actinopteri, Osmeriformes, Osmeridae.